This is a messenger RNA of Clonostachys byssicola, 615 nucleotides long. Lineage: Eukaryota; Fungi; Ascomycota; Sordariomycetes; Hypocreales; Bionectriaceae. The record is from the annotation of a GenBank genome assembly.
AUGGGGUUGUCAGGAGAGGGGCUCCUGGCCUUCGAGUGGACGAUGAUUGCUGUUACCAUUGCUCUUGUCAUUGCACGUCUCCAUUUGAGGUUCAAUUACAUCGGAAUUGGGUUGGUUAUGAGUGACUGGUUCAUCUUCGCCACUUUGGUGUGCAACACAAUGUUGACAUGCACUGAUACAUAUCUAUACGUCCGGGGCGUUUGGUCUGAAAGCAUCGACUACUACGUAGCUGGCUGGGUACUAUCAGAAAAUUACGAGCUUUCAGUGCUUAAGGUCUUCUACGCUUCAGUCUUCCCGUGGUAUCUAGCACAAUAUCUCAAUAAGGGAAUAUUGAUCACGCUCUACUACCAUGUGACGGUGAGUAAUCUUUGCUCAUCGUCAUGCUUGAAUUUGCAGGACAACAUAGCAUUUGGGCUACAUUUUGCCAAUGAUAUCUUGAUCUUUAUCUUCCCCCUUGUUCUAAUCAGCCAGUUGCAGAUGUCUAAGGCUCAGAAGAUCAGCACGAGCAUCACUUUUGGUCUGGGUAUUCUCAAUAUCGGCAUUACCUUUACCAGAUGGCUUAUCAACCAGACAGCGAUUGGACCAGACGAAGACCUUGCCACCGCUCGUGAGUAA